CUUAAAUUAGGUACAUACGUUUGUUAAGGCUGUUUACAAUAUUAUGGGGACACAAAAAAUAUCGGAAUGACAAGACAAAAUGUUGUUUUAGCACAAGUUUUGAUAAUCAUAUCUGGAUGCUUGGGAGGAGAGUAUUGUUCCUAUAAUUACAAUGGCGGAAGUGGUGUUAAAUACAUGUACUGUGACGUCACAUGUUGUGGUUCAUACUAUGAGCGGUACUGUUGUGCCCUAACAUCGACGGCCCUAUAUGUCGGAGCAAUAGCAGGAGGAGUGAUAUGUGUAGGUCUCAUCAUAGGAAUCGUAGUUUGUUGUGUAUACAAAGGGAAAACACGUGUCAGGCGACAUCGCCACAUUAACAACGAUGCAACAAAUGUACGUUUUGAGUGUUCAAGGAUUUAUGGCAAUGAUUCUCCAAAGCCCCCACCGUACGAAUUUCAGCAUCACCCCAGCCCACCAGAAUAUCACUCAGAUCCGCCACCACGUUAUUUGACGCCUUUACCGGGGUCAGAAUUUCAUCACUUUCCGGGCUCGAUGGAAGACAGUUGAUUAAUCUGUAUAAUCUUGAC
This is a messenger RNA of Saccostrea echinata, 566 nucleotides long. Its product is annotated as protein shisa-4-like. The coding region runs from base 67 to 546 and encodes 159 amino acids. Lineage: Eukaryota; Metazoa; Mollusca; Bivalvia; Ostreida; Ostreidae. The record is from RefSeq and is a predicted model, not a curated record. The transcript has 4 exons.